AAAACAAACAAGAAUUCCCUGCGCUCCAAGAAAUCCCCGCUCACCCAAACUACACACGCAAAAACCCAUCAACAAACCCCCUCUUCUACCUUUCUCUUCCCAUAAUUUCUAUCAAACAAAAAAACUCAGAAAAAAAUGGCGGACGCUUCUUCAUCGUCUCUAUCGCAAUCCGACGCUCAGAUAGAAGAAACCCUAGAUCGCAUGCUCACUCGCCUCGCCCUCGCCGACGACUCCAACCUCUCCUCCCUCCUCCCCAAGAUCCUCCCUUACUCCAUCUCCUCCCUCUCCUCUCCCUCCCAAUCCAUCCGCAAACUGGUUCUCGAGAUUUUGAGUCAUGUGAACAAGCGAGUCAAGCACCGGCCGGAGAUCGGGCUGCCGUUCUCGGAGAUAUGGAGGGUUUACAGUGAGCCGAAUGCGGUUUCGAUGGUGAGGAAUUUUUGCAUUGUGUACAUUGAGAUGGCGUUCGAGCGAUUGCCGAAAGAGGUUAAGGAGGAAUCCGCGCCUGAGCUGUUGGUGGGUCUUGGGAAGCGGCCUCAACAGCAUCAAGAUAUCAUUUUGAGGAUUGUUGCAAAGGUGAUUGGUGAAUGCCAUUCAAGCCGGAUUGCGGAAAAUAUUGCUGGAAAGUAUAGAACAAUUAGCAACCAUAAUGAGGGAAAACUAUUUCUGGAGUUCUGUUAUCAUACAAUUCUGUACCAACCAAUUGACGCUAAAUUGCUGGCAGGACUUUCAGUUGUUCAGUCAAAUCGUGUUACUGGCAAGCUUCCACUGAAAGGUGACACACUUUUGACUAGAAAGCUUGGAAUUUUGAAUGUUGUAGAAGCAAUGCAAUUUCCUCCUGAGCGUGUAUAUCCUCUGUAUCUGGCUGCUGCCUCUGAUGGCCAGGAGGCUAUUACCAGAAGGGGAGAGGAGCUGUUAAAGCGUAAGGCUGCUGGUGUAAACCUAGAUGACUCUGAUCUGAUAAGAGGACUAUUCAUGCUAUUUAAUGGAACUGUUGGAGUUGAAAACAUAGUUGAAGAAUCCAGAGUUACUCCUGCAAAUCCUGCAUUGAGAGCUCGUCUUAUGUCUGUUUUCUGCCAUUCAAUUGCUGCAGCCAACUCUUUUCCUUUGACUUUGCAGUGCAUCUUUGGUUGCAUUUAUGGUGGUGGAACUACCUCAAGGCUGAAGCAAAUGGGAAUGGAGUUCACUGUAUGGGUAUUUAAACAUGCGGCAAUUGAUCAACUGAAGCUUAUGGGUCCUGUCAUCUUAAGUGCUAUACUAAAAGAUCUUGAUGGUUCCUCAAGAGAAACAGAGUCUACUGCUCGUGAUACUAAAACAUUUGCAUUCCAAGCAAUCGGGCUGCUUGCAUCUCGCAUGCCUCAUCUUUUCAGAGAAAAAACUGACAUGGCUGUUCGGCUUUUCGCGGCUUUGAAAUCAGAAGAUCAAUCUCUUCGUCUCGCUAUUCAGGAAGCACUCAAUUCACUUGUGAUGGCUUACAAGGAUUCUUCAUUGACUAUCUUAAAUGAUCUGGAACCACUUCUGCUGGAAAAUUCUCAAGUGGAACAAAGUGAGGUGCGAUUCUGUGCUGUGAGGUGGGCAAGUUCUUUGUUUGAUUUGCAACAUUGUCCAAGCCGGUACAUUUGCAUGCUUGGAGCUGCAGACACAAAGCUGGACAUAAGGGAAAUGGCUCUUGAAGGGCUUUAUCUGCUGAAAAAUCAAGGACAGAAGUCUGGAUCUAAUUCUGAUCUUAAAUACCCUGAUUUGAGAAACAUGCUGGAUUACAUUUGUCACCAGCAGCCAAAAGUUUUAUAUUCAUCUGAAAUCAUGGAAAAGGAACUUAUUUUCUCAUCAAAAACAUAUGUUGCUAUGGUUAGAUUUUUAAUGAAGUGCUUUGAGGCAGAUUCUAGGCUAUGCAGUUCUGAAGCUGGAUUUAGUGAAUAUGACUCUCCACUGGUAAACAUGUGCUUAUUACUGGAACAUGCGAUGGCAAUUGAAGGAUCUACUGAGUUGCAUGCCACUGCAUCCAAGGCUUUAGUUGACAUUGGUUUUCGUUUUCCAAAGAUGAUAGCUGCACGCUUUGCAGAGCGUAUAUCAUGGUUAAAAGUUUUACUUGGGCAUAUUGACUCUGAUACUCGUGAAUCUGCAUCACGCUUGUUGGGAAUAGCAUGUUCUGCAAUUUCCAAUUCAGCAGCCUCUAGUCUUGUCUCUGAUAUUGCUUCUUCUGUUGGUGGAAAACAAACACUAAGAUUUGAAAAUCAUCAUGGAGCAUUAUGUGCCCUGGGAUAUGUGACUGCAGAAUGUAUGAAAGAAACCCCUAUUAUCCCCGAGGCACUGUUAUUUAGUAUCGUUAAUCGUCUGGUAGAUGUGAUCGAAUCAGAAAGCGCAACUUUGGCAUCUGUUGCAAUUGAAGCAAUCGGUCAUAUUGGUCUUCGUUAUCCAUUGCCUGCACUUGAUCGUAAUUCCAUUUCAGCUGGGGUUUUACCAAUUUUGCGUGAAAGAUUAAGUAAGCUACUUGCCGAUAAUGAUACCAAAGCAAUCCAAAAGAUUGUUAUCUCUCUGGGACAUAUUUCUUUUAAGGAAAAAUCAGUAGCCCACCUAAACAUUGCUCUUGAUUUAAUAUUUGGACUUUGCCGGUCAAAGGUGGAAGAUGUGCUUUUUGCUGCUGGGGAGGCUUUAUCAUUUAUAUGGGGAGGAGUCCCAGUUACACCUGAUCUAAUACUCAAAUCAAACUACAGCUCACUUUCGCAGAGUUCUAAUUAUCUCACUGGUGAAAUGCCCUCAGCUAUAAUGGCAAAUAACCCAUCUGAUAGUGACAAUAGUGAUGAUUCUCAUUGCAUGGCCAGAGAAGUGAUAAUAAAAAAACUCUUUGAUGAUCUUCUUUACAGUAGCAGAAAAGAGGAACGCUGUGCAGGUACUGUCUGGCUUGUGUCGUUGACUAUGUACUGUGGGCAUCAGCCGAAACUGCAGCAACUUCUUCCUGAGAUACAGGAGGCAUUUUCUCACCUUCUUGGGGAGCAAAAUGAACUUACACAGGAACUGGCGUCUCAAGGCAUGAGUAUUGUGUAUGACCUCGGGGAUUCAAGCAUGAAGCAGAACCUUGUUAAUGCUCUUGUAGGCACAUUGACUGGUUCUGGGAAAAGGAAAAGAGCUAUCAAGUUGACGGAGGAUUCCGAAGUAUUUCAAGAAGGGGCUAUUGGUGAAAACCUUGGCGGUGGAAAACUUAGCACUUACAAGGAGCUUUGUGGUCUUGCUAAUGAGAUGGGGCAACCUGACUUAAUCUACAAGUUCAUGGAUCUUGCAAACUAUCAGGCUGCUCUAAAUUCAAAGAGGGGUGCUGCCUUUGGAUUUUCCAAGAUAGCAAAGCAAGCUGGUGAUGCACUUCAACCACAUCUACGUUCAUUGAUCCCUAGGCUUAUCCGAUACCAGUAUGACCCUGAUAAAAAUGUUCAGGAUGCUAUGGCGCACAUUUGGAAGUCAAUUGUUGCAGAACCUAAGAAAACUGUUGAUGAAUAUUUUGAUCCUAUUGUGGAGGAUUUGCUAAUACAAUCUGGAUCUAGACUAUGGCGCUCCCGUGAAGCUUCCUGUCUUGCUCUUGCAGACAUUAUUCAAGGGCGCAAAUUUAUUCAGGUUUCUAAGCAUUUGCGAAGAAUAUGGUCCACAACAUUUCGUGCUAUGGAUGACAUAAAAGAAACUGUACGGAAUGCUGGUGACAGUUUAUGUCGUGCUGUUACUUCACUGACCACCAGGCUUUGUGACGUAUCACUGACUGCAGCCUCAGAUGCUACUGAGACGAUGAAUAUUGUUUUGCCUUUCUUUCUUGUUGAAGGGAUAGUGAGUAAAGUCUCCAGCAUACAGAAAGCAUCGAUAGCAAUUGUUAUGAAACUUUCUAAGGGUGCUGGAACAGCAAUUCGACCACAUUUGCCUGAUCUUGUUUGCUGCAUGCUAGAAUGUUUGUCAAGCCUAGAAGAUCAGAGGCUCAACUAUGUUGAGUUGCAUGCGGCAAAUGUCGGAAUUCAGACAGAAAAACUUGAAAAUCUGCGAAUAGCAGUCGCGAAAGAUUCACCGAUGUGGGAAACCCUUGAUCUGUGUCUUAAAGUUGUUGAUGCGCAAUCCUUGGAUCUAUUAGUUCCUCGUCUCAUGCAGAUGGUUAGAUCUGGAGUUGGUCUUAACACCAGGGUUGGUGUGGCCAGCUUUAUCACAUUUUUGGUUCAGAAAGUAACCACUGACAUCAAACCAUAUGUCAAUAUGCUAUCAAAUGUUUUAUUUCGUGCUGUGUUGGAUGAGAAGAGUGGUUAUGCAAAGCGAUCUUUUGCCUCUUCUUGUGCCAUCAUUUUGAAGUAUGCAAGUCCAUCCCAGGCCCAAAAGAUUAUUGAAAACACAGCUGCUUUGCAUUCAGGUGAUAGAAAUUCUCAGAUUUCGUGUGCAAUACUUCUGAAAAACUAUUCAAGCCUUGCAGCAGAUGUUGUUAAUGGAUAUCAUGCCACGAUCUUGCCUAUUAUCUUUCUUUCAAGAUUUGAUGAUGAUAAGGAUAUCAAUACUUUAUAUGAGGAACUAUGGGAAGAUAACUCAAGCACUGAGAGAGUCACUCUUCAGCUGUACUUAACAGAAAUUGUUAAUCUACUAUCUGACUCCAUUUCAUCAUUGUCAUGGGCAAGUAAAAGAAAGUCAGCCAAGGGAAUAAGAAAACUCAGUGAUGUCCUGGGUGAAUCUCUUGCUUCCGUCCAUCGAAUUCUUCUUAAUUGCCUUCUAAAAGAGAUACCUGGUCGUUUAUGGGAGGGAAAAGAUGUUAUUUUGCACUCCAUUGCUUCGCUUACUUCAUCUUGUCAUGGUGCAAUAGCUUCCGAAGAUCCUGCCACUCCAAACAUUAUUCUAAGUGCUAUAACUUCUGCUUGUACAAAGAAAGCAAAAACCUACAGGGAAGCAGCUUUCUCAUGUCUAGAACAGGUCAUUAGAGCUUUUGAUAAUCCAGAUUUUUUCAGCACUGUUUUUCCUAUGCUACAUGAGGUUUCUAGUCAAGCCUGUGCUGCGAAGCCUACAAAUUCAUCUCUCGUUACUUCUUCUGGAACAGGGGAAGAAAGCGCAGAAGUUGUUUCUGUUUCUCUUGACAAGGUCGUUGACUGUGUGACUUCUUGUCUCCGUGUUGCUCGUCUGUUAGAUGUUAUUGAACAUAAAGAAAAAUUGAUACACGUUUUUUUGUGUGCUCUGUCUCCUGGAUUCAAUUGGACAGUGAAAAUGUCAGUUUUUUCUUGUAUUAAGGAGCUUUGUUCCAAACUACACCCUUCCUCAGAACCUAGUGAUUUUUCUGAUGAUCAAAUAUCUUUAGUUUAUGAGUUAUUUCACUCGGUGGGCCCAAAAGUAGUUGAAUGCAUUCAAAAUGUAAAGAUAUCUCAGGUUCAUACGGCUGCUUCAGAGUGCCUGUUAGAAAUGAGCAAGUUGUAUAGAGGCAUACCUUCUGAACAAAGAAAAAAUAUCGAGUUCAGCGAUGAGCUCAUUCAUCUGUGUGAAGUGGAGAAGAGUGAGCAGGCAAAGACAUUACUCCAAAAAGUAGUUGCUCUUCUUGAAGAACUUGGGGAAGAAAACACACCGAUGGUCCAAGAAUAGGAUAUCAUGUCAAACCCUAUUUUUUUUACUUGUUAUACAUUGUGUACUCAUGUUGUAAAUUUGGAGAGUUGUCAUCCUCUUCCUUCUUUCGACUUAUACAACCCUUUCUUCUAUAAGGGGCAAAAUUGGUUUUAAAAUGUCAAAAACAUGAUACUUCACUUAUAAUUGAGUAAACUAGCGUGUACCCUGUUCAAAGCACGGGCUUUUAUUUUUUUUUUUAAGCAUUGCAUUUUGAAACCGCCUC
Molecule: messenger RNA, 5821 nt
Organism: Asparagus officinalis (garden asparagus)
Lineage: Eukaryota; Viridiplantae; Streptophyta; Magnoliopsida; Asparagales; Asparagaceae
Product: proteasome-associated protein ECM29 homolog
Exons: 35
Coding region: 136-5577 (1813 amino acids)
Biological process (GO): proteasome assembly
Cellular component (GO): cytoplasm; nucleus
Molecular function (GO): molecular adaptor activity
Source: RefSeq, a predicted model, not a curated record